Messenger RNA from Amborella trichopoda, 564 nucleotides. NCBI's taxonomy places the organism in Eukaryota, Viridiplantae, Streptophyta, Magnoliopsida, Amborellales, Amborellaceae. The record is from RefSeq and is a predicted model, not a curated record.
AUGGGAAUUCAACAGGAAGAGAUUUCUGGCCCUCCAAUGCAACUGUUCUCACUUAACCAUGUCUCAUUUGUGUUCCAAUCUGUCAUGGCCUCUAGUAAGUUCUAUGAAGAGCUACUCGGCUUCAACCACAUCAGACGGCCGUCAUCAUUUAAUUUUGACGGUGGAUGGUUGAUCAAUAAUAGAUUUGGAAUACAUUUGAUUCAAUCCGACUCAAAGGACGACCUCCCAAGGGAGCCAAAGAUAAUAAAUCCUAAGGACAAUCGCAUCUCCUUCCAGUGUAGUGACAUAGGAUCGGUCAUAAGCAAACUAGAAGCAAUGGGGAUCAGAUAUGUGAAAGGCAUGUUUGAGGAAGGGGGGAUCAAGGUGGAUCAGAUCUUCUUCCAUGAUUCGGAUGGUUACAUGAUCGAGAUCUGCAAUUGUGACAUGUUCCCUGUUCUUCCUCUUUCCUCUUCUUGCUCAUUCAAGCAACCAACGAUUCAAGGUAAGCCCAUGUUCUCCAAAACCUGCGAAAUGGUUGCCAAAGCUUAUGAAUCAAAUGCAUCUAAGCCAUUUAAAAUCUUGUAA